UCCACUUGCCAGUCGGCCACGACUCCUCCAAACGAGGCGGUUGUUGCUGCCGACAGUUGGUGGUCACGCCUGCUGCCCUACAAGCCGUCAAAUCUGCCCGAUCGCCUUGGCGACAGACUCCGGCAACGCAGCAGUCUCGUGUUGUCCGCUCGAGAGUUGUCCGACUUCAAUCCCUCCAGCCCACCGCAUCUGACGGCCUCGGGGCUACCUUCAGUCGCGGGUCGUUCAGGCCCGGCUGCGCCGCCAUCGCAUGGUCUUGAUCCAUCGCAGCUCAUGUCCGUCUCGAUGUUGGAGACGCGACGGCAUCGCGUCGAGCAUCACUCUCCGGAAGUUCGUGAGCCCACCGCCCAGCCUCGCAACGCCCUAACCGCCUCACGACGGACAUCCGGUGGCGUGAGACCGACCAGCCUGUGCAUUCCGGCUUCUUGUCCCAGACCCGGACCAGGCACCGCGACCGUCGGACGCACUGGCCUCCUGACGACGGCUCUACCAUCGCUUGAGCAUCUCUCCUCGUCGGGUCGCCUGACGCUGGCCGCUCUGGCGAAUGAACCGCGCAACAGAUCGUCCUCGUCAACCUGUCCUCUGCAACCUUCCACCUCGACGGGAGGACGCCACAAGAGCAGAGGAGAGGAGAACGAGAAGAAGAUUAAGGGGAAGGAAGAGCAGGAGGAGAAGCAGAAGAAAAAGGAGGAAAAGGAGGAAGAUGAGGAGGAGGAGGAGGAGAGACGAUCUUGUCCGCCGACACCCACUUCCCUGCUUGCUGCCACCCUAGCCUCUCCGUUGCUGCGCGACCUCGUCGGCGACGUCUCAGCAACUGGGUCUGGCGGCGGAGCUCUGGUCAACAUGGCAACCAGCCCUUCGGCGUUUCGACUCAACUUCGAUCCCCGCUCCGACAGCCCCCUCCUCAGCCAGUACUGCCGUCUGCUCGUUUUCACACAUGCCGCCAGUACAGCCACCGUCGCCCCGGCAACCGCCAGUCCCAGUGCCGACACAAUGACUCGAUCGGUCCGGCCGCGAAAAGUGGCACAUUCGCCACCGGUCGGUCAGUCGAACCGACCGCCGGUCGGCCAAGCCCAGUCCGGCUCCAGACGGAGUGGUUCGCAGGCCGAAGUGGUACCAUGGCCCGUGAAGCCGGUCGAGGAUGCCCAGCCGAAGGCAUCAGCCAAGUCACUUGUUUGCGCUGAUCCCCGUCUCAGAAUGAUCGAAGCAACUGUCUAUUGCUCCUCUUCGUCCUCGUUUCUUUCCUCCUCCUCCUCCUCCUCCUCUUCCUCCUCCUCUUCCUCCUCCUCCUCCACUUCUGCUACUUCCGCCUCUUCUUGCUCCUCCUCCUACUCGAACUCCAUCAUAAAUUCCACUUCCUCCUCUUGUUCAUCAUCCUCUUGCUCGUCUUCCUGCUCCUCUUCUCUGCCAGUGGUAGCCGCAACUUUGACGUCGACAGACCGUCAGGUCGACGCGUCCGGCAAUUCAGAGACGGCAGCCUUUCGUACAGCCAAGUUUCGAUCUGGUGACAGUCUCUUGCUGGCCUCAGUCGUCGAGGCAGUUGUCAAGUAG
This is a messenger RNA of Protopolystoma xenopodis, 1551 nucleotides long. The record is from the annotation of a GenBank genome assembly. NCBI's taxonomy places the organism in Eukaryota, Metazoa, Platyhelminthes, Monogenea, Polystomatidea, Polystomatidae.